Molecule: messenger RNA, 9544 nt
Organism: Zootoca vivipara (common lizard)
Lineage: Eukaryota; Metazoa; Chordata; Lepidosauria; Squamata; Lacertidae
Source: RefSeq, a predicted model, not a curated record
GGGCAGUGUUAGAAACUUGGAUAUAUAAGCUAGGUGCCAAACAGCUCCUUAAACCAAGGUUGUAGUUGCCAAAAUGAAAUGUCUAGUUGCCUGAUGGGCCGACUGUGUUUGAUUCUCCAUUAAACAUCUGGCUAGUUCAGAUUAUAACCUUGAGCUAAGUUAAGAGCUUUGAGAACUGAAAGAGGAAAAUCACUUGAUCCGGGGACAGUCCACAUAUGUAUUGGCCUACCCCGACCUCCUUUUCUUAAUGGUGACAUCUCUUGCUCAGGCUGCGCAGAAGAAGCACAUCAUUCUUAUUGUGCAGAUGAAAUAUACUGUAACUGAUAGCAUUCUAAAGGAAAGGGUCUGAAUGUGUGAAAACAGUCCAGAUUCAAGGAUUCCCCACAUGGUGGAGGUGUCAGGCUCCACCUUGGCGCCCAAGCCAAGCAAGUUUAACUUGUAAAGCUUAACUUGUAAAGGCACCCCUGACCAUUAGGUCCAGUAGUGGACGACUCUGAGGUUGCGGCGCUCAUCUCGCUCCAUAGACCGAGGGAGCCAGCGUUUGUCCGCAGACAGCUUCUGGGUCAUGUAGCGCAUGGAAACGCCGUUUACCUUCCCGCCGGAGCGGUACCUAUUUAUCUACUUGCACUUUGACGUGCUUUCUAACUGCUAGGUGGGCAGGAGCUGGGACCAAACAACGGGAGCUCACCCCAUCACGGGGAUUCGAACUGCCAACCUUCUGAUCGGCAGGCCCUAGGCUCAGUGGUUUAGACCACAACGCCACCUGCGUCCCAGGCAUGGGGCCUGGCCAAUUUCAAACACUGCUAUCUUCCGGUUGCUGUAAGAUUCCAGCUCACAUAAUCCCUGGCCCCGUGCUGACUGCAGCUGACAUGAGUUGUAGCCCAGCAACAGCUGGUGGGCACUCUGUUGGUUCAAGUGCCUGUUGUGGUCUGUUCCUUGGUACCCUCAAACUGCUAUGCCACGACGGCCUGGGGCUGCCGGGAGGCUCUCAACCCAACAGUGGCUGCUGUGCGUUUGAAAGCCCCACCUGGGACUCAGAGGUGGAGGCUGGCUGAGAGGCCUACAAGGUUGUCCAUAGAUGGCAAGACUCCCCAGCGCUGGAAAAUUCAGCCAUGCAAGACUCCCUCCUCUGCCGCUUGCUGGGGCAGCGGAAAAGAAGCAGAUGCCUCUUUGAGAAGGUGCCCUCGCCUGCAAGGAGCUCAAGGGGGCAAUGCAAUGAAUGGAAGCUUCCAGCCAGUGAUGGAAUUGUCUUUGGGAAUCUGGCCCUCUUCCUCCUUCUUCCUCUCCCUCUCUGUUUCUUCUUCCUUCUUUCCUCUCUCCUCUCCUCCCUGCCUUUUGCAGACAUUAAGCUUUGCCUGGGGUUUUUCUAUCUCCAGCAAAUCUCCCCCCCCCCAUUUGAUGCAGCAGCGUAACUCUUUGCCUUUUCAAAUCCUGGAACCGCCCCCCCCCUUUGUGUGCCGCAUGUACACGAAGAGCCGCUCGUUCCCUAGUAAUAAAAAAUUAAUGCCCCCAUAAAUCUUUGAUGCCUGCUCCAGUUUGCGUAGGGGAUGUUUCUGGCUGGCCGCCCUGCCUACAGUUUCCCACCGCUUCCCCUCCAGUCAUAGAUUUGUUAAAUUGCCUCCCUUUGCUGCCACUUCCAGCCGACAGCCAGGCAGCUACCGGUAGGAGGUGGUCUUGGAGCAGAGGCUCCUCUCCAGAGGAAGGCACCUCCGAGAAAGCUGGGGCUUGGCUUCUGGGCCCAGGGCGGGGGCCGCGGAAGGAGGGGGCGAAAGUCUGGCAAGUCUUUGAAUGCAGAAAAUCUCAGGCAGAAAAAAAUACUGGCUCCUCCCGCAAAAAUACUGUGGCUCCUGGGGGGAGCUGAGCGUUCGAAACUCCCAUUGUUCCAGGCACAUUUUGCGACAGGGAAUUUCAUUCGCUCAAGCAGUUUCUGAGCUCGGGGUGCCUUUUUCUGCCUCCCGACUUCCAGCCACUCUCUGAAGACUGGAGAAAGGACCCUCAUAAGAAUAUUAGGGGGAUGGUGAAAGGAAAUAUGGCUUUGUUUUUUGCAGCUUUGUAUUCUUGCUAUUUAAAAAAGCGCGCCUAGACACUCCCAUGCGGCAGCGCCUAUAACCUAGGUUUUGGGUGCUAUUUAGCUCCUAGCUUUCAUAUCUCAGUUUCUAACACUGGAAGGAAGGUGCCACCUUGCAUGGCUCCCAGUUCUUCCUAAUGUUGAAUCCCUUGGAUCGGGUCCUCCCCUUUGGAGCAGCAGAAAACAAGCUUUCUCCAUUUUCCAUGGGACAUUCCUUGAGAUAUUUGAAGAUGGCCAUUGUGUCAUCUCUCCGUCUGUUCCUCAUCAGGCUUGGCUUCCAGGUCCUCCAUCAUCCUGGCCGCCCUCCUCUGCCUACCUUCCAGCCUGUUAAUACCCUUUUGAAUGAGUCAUAGAAUCAUAGAGUUGGAAGAGUCAUUUUACCUCGGAACAGAAACGAAAGCAAAUGAAACCAAACACUUAUAAACACUAAUGGACCUAAAAAGUCGGCAUGCAACAAUGCUGCUGCUGGCAGGGGGUGCUUGCCCCUUGCUGGCAGGAAGGGGCUGAGUCCAGGGACUUCAAGGGCAAAGUGCCACCUGAGCCACCUAGGCGUGGGGAGAUGGCAUCGCACAUGCCAGGGGACUUUGUCUUGGCAGCCAAAGGUGGAAUGUGCUGAGGCAGACACACACACACACACACACACCCUGCCUCCUCAGGAUCCUCGUUUAUUUUUCAUCCCAUUUCUAUGCCGCUUUUGAGCGUCCGAGUGUUUCCCUUGGUAUGAUUUCUUCACCCUGCAAGGCACAUUCUGGGUGCUGCUGCAAACCAACCUUUCGUGGGGUCUGCGGUAGGCCAGGGACUGAGUUGCGGGGUGGAUCUUGGCCCAGCCAGUAGUGGAGAGGGGGAGGCUGGAAGGGGCUGGUGGUGUAGGGGGAAGGAAGCCUGCAGGAUGUGCAGAGGGUGAAGCUGGAGGUGUGAGCUCUGUCUGCUUUUGCAAGACCUUGGGCCCUGCUGUGGGUUCCUGUGCUGCUGCUUCCCUGUGGGCUGCUCAUUUCUGGUGCUGCUUCAGCCGCCCUCUGGGCUUGACCAGCCUCCCACUUGAGGCCUGGCACCGUCACUGGUCAGCCAGCCAGCCAGCGCUGGCCUUUUGUCUGCCUCUCCUCAACCGCAGCCCAGCUCCUGGCUGGCAGCGUGGGAAUCACAGAGCCGAGCCUUUCCUGGCCAUUGGGACUGCCUCUCGCUCGCGAGGCCGGCCAGGAGGCAGCGGCAGCAGCAGGACAAAGCUCCUUCCUGGGCACCUGGCAAGGCCAGUCGGCAUGACCUCUGCGGCCCCUGCAACAACCACUCUCUCUUCCACCUCCUUCCAGGGAGAAGCCUUGCAGGUGCUGAAUCAAUCUUGGACAUUUGUAAUGGAUCGGAUAUGGAAAUGGACUGAAACGUCGCCAAUCCUUCCUCAUCACAGGGAUGGCCCAGAGUGAAACGUUCCCGCGGUUAACGUCACCGGAUUAGCCUGGGGUUUGCUGGAAGAAGCUCUGACGGCCCUCCUCCCCAGCUGCCUCCUCCUGCAAAUGCCGGGGCGCCUUGAGGAUUGCCCGCCAGUGCGAUGGCAGCAGGGGCCGAUCCCCCAGCGGGGAGCCCCGAGGGAGGCUCUCGCGGGCUGGCGUUCCAUGGCGCUGCGCCCCCCAGUCACGGCUGACGUCUGUGUUCCCCAAUGGGGAUGAGUGUCCCCUUUGAACAGGGAGUCGGAGUCCUCGCUUCCCUUGGACUAUGACAUCGUACCGGCCUGUUCACGAGAGCGGCGACGUGGGGGGCCCCGGAUUGAAAGGCGGCGACUAUUACUCCCCGGGGUUCUGGGCCCAGAAUGGCUGUGCCGCGCAGGCGGAGGCGCCCGUUUCCUCGCGGCUGGCAACGGCCACCCCGGCCAUGCCCAAAAUGGGCGUGCGGGCCAGGAUUGCUGACUGGCCCCCAAAGAGAGAAGGGCUGAAAGAUCACACCACUGCCACCAGCAGCACUUCGAGAGACCUGGAGACGCCAACCACGGGCUUCCGGGGCUUCCAGAAUGGGGCCGCCUUCCCCGGGACGUCCCGGGGCUUUCAGCGCCUGGCCCGGCGGCGCUCUAAGGAUGCGGAGUUCCCUGACGGCUGGCCGCGGUCCCCGGCCCGGGGCUUCCUGCCUCUGCGCAAUCGGAGCAGCAGCGAGAUCACACUCAGCGAGUGUGACCCACAGGAGGCGUUUGAGCCCCGGGGGCCUGGCGCCAAGCUGCCCAUUUUCCGGGAGUAUGGGAGCACCUCCUCCAUUGACGUUCAGGGUGUCUCAGAGCAAAGCUUCUAUGAAAUGCUUGAUGAGUUUCGCAGUGGAAAGGCUGCGCGGCGGAAGGAGCAGGCGGGGUCUUUCCGCGCGGCGCGGAACAGCAGCAAAGCCGAGGCCCGGAGCGAGCAGCAGGCGCUCUCCCUCCUGGGCGCGGACGAAUUCCCCCUGCAGCCCAAGGAGAAGUCCCGCAAGAAGGGACCUCGGGGCGAUGCAGGCAGCGGGGACUCCAUCUUCCGGAAGCUGCGGAGUGGCCGGGGGGACCCCGAAUGCGGCAAGGGUGGCCCUCCGGACCCCGAGGAUGCAGGCGGGCGGCCCUGGCUGUGCCAGAAGAGAUUCGCGCACUACGACGUCCAGAGCAUGCUCUUCGAUCUCAAUGAGGUGGUAGCACGGCGGGCCUAUGUGGCGCAAAGGAGGAAUACCGCCACGGGGGCCUCUGCCGCUUCAGCUGUCUCCUCUGCCUCGCGGGCCUGCGGCCCCCCGGAGCCUGUGGCGGCAGCGGCCCCCUUCCUCGGCUCCGAGGACCUGAACUUCAAGGAGCACUUGGGGCACGACCCCGGGGACAGCCUCAGCAACGGGCUCCUGCUCAGCUGCCCGCACUUCCGCAACGAGGUGGGCGGGGAGCGCGAGCGCGACAUCAGCUUCUCACGGGCCUCGCCUGCCUCCCUUGGCUCUCCCGGCGGGGAGGCGGCAGGGGCAGGAGGGGGCGGCCUCACGGAGGUGCCCCCCGCCCCGUGCUGCACCAACGCCAGCAUCUCCGUCCUGGAGGUGCCCAAGGAGCUGCAGCGCAACGUAGCGCGGCUGAAGCACUACAGCAUCGAGCAUGUCGACCUGGGCGCCCGCUACUACCAGGAGCACUUCUGUGGCAAAGAGCAUGCCAACUACUUUGGGGUGGACGAGAAGCUGGGUCCGGUGGCCGUCAGCAUCCGGCGAGAGAAGCUGGAGGACCACCGAGAGCACGGGCCUCAGUACCAGUACAGGAUCAUCUUUCGAACCAGCGAGCUGACCACCCUCCGCGGCUCCAUCCUCGAGGAUGCCACGCCCACCUCCACCAAGCAUGGCACUGUCCGCGGGCUCCCCCUCAAGGACGUGCUGGAACACGUGGUCCCCGAGCUGAACAUCCACUGCCUCCGCCUGGCCUUGAGUGUCCCCAAAGUCACGGAACAGCUGCGGAAGCUGGAUGAGCAAGGGCUCUGCCGCAAGCACAAGGUGGGCGUCUUGUACUGCAAAGCCGACCAGAGCUCCGAGGAGGAGAUGUACAACAACGAAGAGGCCGGGCCUGCCUUUGAGGAGUUCCUGGCGCUGCUGGGGGAGAAGGUGUGCCUCAGGGGCUUCGACAAGUAUGCCGCUCAGCUGGACACCAAAACCGACUCCACGGGCACCCACUCUCUCUACACCACCUACCAGGGCUACGAGAUCAUGUUCCACGUCUCCACGAUGCUUCCUUAUACCCCCAACAAUAGGCAGCAGCUGCUCAGGAAGAGGCACAUUGGGAACGACAUUGUCACCAUCAUCUUCCAGGAGCCGGGGGCUCUGCCCUUUACCCCCCAGAACAUCCGCUCCCAUUUCCAGCAUGUCUUCAUCAUCGUCCGGGCCCAGAAUCCCUGCACAGAGAAUGUUUGCUACAGCGUGGCGGUGACCCGCUCCAAAGACGUCCCUCCCUUUGGGCCAGCCAUCCCCAGCCGAGCCGCCUUCCACAAAUCCGACGUCUUCCGGGACUUCCUGCUGGCCAAGGUGAUCAAUGCCGAGAAUGCGGCCCACAAGUCGGACAAGUUCCACACCAUGGCCACGCGGACGCGACAGGAGUACCUGAAGGACCUGGCAGAGAACUGCGUCACCAGCACGCCCAUCGACUCCACAGGGAAGUUCAACCUGAUCUCACUGGCCUCCAAGAAGAAGGAGAAGACGAAAGCCCGGCCAGGGGCUGAGCAGCACAGUGCCGGGGCCAUUGCGUGGCACUUGCAGGCGCAGGAUUACACCCAGGGGCUGGAGAUCGAGUGCAUCCUGGGCAUCUCCAACGAGUUUGUCGUCCUCUUGGACCUGGGCACCAAGGAGGUGGUCUUCAACUGCUUUUGCGCGGACGUGAUCGGGUGGACUCCGGACACGUUCAGCAUCAAGAUAUUCUACGGGCGCGGCGACCACAUUUUCAUCCGGGCCCUGGAGGGCAACCCGGAGGACAUCAAGGAGAUUGUGCAGCGGCUGAAGGUCAUGACCUCUGGCUGCGAGACGGUGGAGAUGACGCUGCGGAGGAACGGGCUGGGGCAGCUGGGCUUCCACGUGAAGUUUGACGGGACAGUGGCCGAGGUGGAGGACUACGGCUUUGCCUGGCAGGCGGGGCUGCGCCAGGGCAGCCGGCUGGUGGAGAUCUGCAAGGUGGCCGUGGUCACGCUCAGCCACGACCAGAUGAUCGACUGGCUGCGCACCUCUGUGACGGUGAAGGUGGUCAUCGUCCCUCCGCACGAGGAUGGCGUCCCUCGCAGGGGCUGGGCCGAGUCCUUCAAAAUGAGCACCCUGGAGCCCAAGGGGGAGCAGGAGAGCCUGCCGGUGGGCUACCGGCCCCCCUACCGCAGCAACUCCGCCUGGCAGUGGAGCACCUCUGCCACCCAUGGCUCCUCGCAGCCGAGCCACGGCCAGUCCCAGUCCCUGACCAGGAACCCGAAGCAGAGCACCGUGACCCCUUACCGAGAGCCCCAGCCCCUGCAUGGCAAGAGGCCAGUGAGCUUCCCAGAGACGCCCCAGGCGCUCUCUUCCUCCCAGCCUGGAGCAGAGAGGAUCCUGUCCUACCGCCAGCCCUCGGGCAGCUUUUCCAUGCCAGGCUCCUCGGGGGCAGCAGCGGGAGCGGCCUACGCCCGCUACAAGCCAUCUCCGGAAAGUUCCACACACAGGUAUGCAGCCCCACAAGCGCAGCGGCCCUUGAUGCCCUUCGACCCCCUCUGUGCCCACGAGGCAGCCUCCAACGGGGACUCCUGCUCCUCCUCCGGGGGGGUGGCCAGCCAAGAGAGCACCAUGGAGAGGCCCAAGCCUGAGCCUCUUUGGCAUGUGCCGGCACAGCCCAGGGCAUCGGCACCGUCUGGCAGCAAGCGACCGAGCAGGCAGGAGCUGGCGGGCAAGGACUCUCCCAACCGGCACUCCAAGGGCGAGGGCCAGUAUUCCAGCAGCCACUCCAGCAGCAACACCCUCUCCAGCAACGCCUCCAGCAGCCACAGCGAUGAGCGCUGGUUCGACACGCCCGACCCCGCCGAGGCCGACCCGGACCCCCUGGCCAAGGGGGGCUCCAGCGACAGCGGCAUCGACGCCACCAGCGCCAAGUCCUCCUCGCGCAGGGACAAACCCACCACCAAGGUCCCGCCCCCCUUCGGUGGCGCCCUGCACGAGGCAGCGGGCAGCGGCAAGCGCAGGGACGCGUCUCCGGCCGUCGGCCCUGGCGGGCAGAGCUGGGGCUACCAUGGCCCCAAGGCCUUUGGGAUGGGCUCCGGAGGGGCUGCCCGGGGCGGCAGCGGGAACCAGCACUUCAAGCAGCCAAGCAGCGGCAGGGCCACAUACCCUGCCCAGGUGUACAAGGCGCCCCCGGCUGACGCCCCACGGGCCCCCCACAUGCCACAGUCCAGCUCCUUCCAGCUCUCGGCCUCCGUGCCCAAGUCCUUCUUCUCCAAACAGAGCGGCAGGAGCAAGCACCUCCCGGCCGGGUGGAAGAGGGGCGAGGAGACCCCCGCCAGGCCCACGGCCUUUGCGGACCCCAAGAAGCAAGUGGACCUGAACACCAAGAACGUCUUUGGGCAACCGCGGCUGAGGGCCUCCCUGCGCGACCUCCGCUCCCCACGCAAGACCUACAAGUCCACCAUUGAGGACGACCUGAAGAAGUUGAUCAUCAUGGACGGCGGCUGCGCCGAGCAGGAGAGGGAUUUGUCCCCCCAGAAGACCCUGCAGAGGACGCUGUCGGACGAGAGCCUGUGCAGCGGGAGGCGGGACCCCAGCUAUGCCAGCGCCUACGGCUUUGAGCAGCCCCUGCCGGGGGACGUGCUCUUCACCACCACCUUCAGCACCCUCCCCGUGCGGAAGCAGCACCCCACCCCCAGCAACGGGGGCCUGUCGGAGAGGAAGGGUGCCAUUUCGGCCUCUGAGCUCUCCUUGACGGACGUGCGGGAGAAGCCUCUGCGGCGCAUUGACCCGGGCCUGAUGCCCCUUCCGGACACGGCCGCCGGCCUGGAGUGGUCCAGCUUGGUCAACGCAGCCAAGGCCUAUGAAGUGCAAAGAGCCGUCUCCCUCUUCUCCCUGCAUGACGCCACGCUGAGCCCGGACGUGCCCUCGGCCCACAGCCCUGUCCUGGGGCACCUGAGCCUGGAGAGGCAGCUGACGCCCCGCACGACACCCACCAUGAGCGAGGAGCCCUCUGUGGACCUGACGGGCAAAGUCUACCAGCUGGAGGCCAUGUUGAAGCAGCUCCACAGCGACUUGCAGAAAGAGAAACAGGACAAGGUGGUCCUGCAGGCGGAAGUGGCCAACUUGCGCCACAACAACCAGCGCCUACAGGAGGAGUCCCAGACAGCCAACGAGCAGCUGCGAAAGUUCGCCGAGAUCUUCUCCAGCGCCGUGGAGAAGAAGGAGCUGUGAGCAGCCGGAGAAGGGGGCUGCUUGGAGGAGAGAGAUGGGGGGGCCUGCUGGCAGUGGCUCCUCUGGUGCGGGGCCCCAACAACGCCCUAGCCAGCCUCCCUCCUCCUUCCUUAGGGAGCAGAGCCCCCUCUCCUCCCACCCUCCUGCGUGCCCGCUUGCCAGGCGUGGCGCUCGGGGGCCCAGGGCACCUCUUGCCACAGUGUAUGUACUCUCAGGUGCUUCCUAGGGAAGAGAACUGUGAUAUGGGCACCUGGCCUCGCCCACCCCGAGCAGGGAAGAAGGGGGCUGAGGGGGCCACCGCUGCCCAUCCUGGCUUGCCACCAGGGGGCGCCUUGGCGCUCGACAGACUCGGGGUGUUGGCGGAGGGGGCCCCCCCUCGAGCGGGACCACCGAGAAUCUCAAAAGAGCACUUUCUCACGACUAAAUUAUUUUCUAGAGAACGCAAGGAUGGGAGUGGCUCAGGAAGUUUAAAAAAAGUUUUAAAAAAGAAGUUUAAAUGUAUAUGUUCUUUAUAAAACACUAUAUUUGUAUAAAUGGUACUGUUUGUAAUUCCACCCACCCACCCUCUGGAGAUCUCUGUGCAUGCCUCAGAACUCGGCGUGCGCGCACACACACACA